Molecule: messenger RNA, 786 nt
Organism: Rhagoletis zephyria (snowberry fruit fly)
Lineage: Eukaryota; Metazoa; Arthropoda; Insecta; Diptera; Tephritidae
Product: ABC transporter G family member 20-like
Cellular component (GO): plasma membrane
Molecular function (GO): ABC-type transporter activity
Source: RefSeq, a predicted model, not a curated record
AUGUCCAAUCAGAUGCAGGUGCAGUUCAUUCAGAAGGAGGUCUUCCGGGCCUUUCAGCAGGCGGCCCGGCAUCUGCUGGCCAACUUCACCGGAAGUAGCAAAAGCAGCAGCAGCAACAGCAACUUCAGCCUCGUCGACCUGCCCGUCGUCCUCGACACGCCCAUCUACGGCCAGCUGGACGCCCCCUUCACCCACUACAUGGCGCCCGGCGUCAUGCUCGGCCUCGCCUUCUUCUCCUCCAUCUCCCUCACUACCAUGAACCUCAUCGUCGAGCGGAAGCUGGGGCUGAUUGAGCGGACGCACGUCGCCGGCGUGUCCCACUUUAGCAUCCUCCUCGCGCAGGUACUGACCACCUCGGUGAUCCUCGUGGCGCAGGUGGCCAGCCUGCUGGUGGCGAUCUUCGCCGUCUUCAAGGUGCCCUCGGUGGGCUCCUUUGCGCUGAUCGUCAUCCUCAAUCUGCUGCAGGCCUUCUGCGGCAUGACCUUCGGCCUGCUGAUCUCCGUGGUGGCGGACAGCGAGAAUACGGCCACCAUGCUCGCCCUGGGCACCUUCUACCCGGUGAUGCUGCUGGCCGGUUCAAUGUGGCCCAUCAAUGCGAUGCACCCGGUGCUGCAGUACGUCAGCUACGGGCUGAUGGAGGCGGUGCCCAUUAUCAGCCUGCGGGCGAUCAUGGUCCGGGGCUGGGGCCUGGAGCACUGGCAGGUGGUCAGCGGCUUUCUGGUCACCGUCGCCUGGAUUGCCGCCUUUCUCGUCGCCUCUACGCUGGUGCUCCGCUUUAAGAAGUAA